This is a messenger RNA of Rubroshorea leprosula, 1569 nucleotides long. Lineage: Eukaryota; Viridiplantae; Streptophyta; Magnoliopsida; Malvales; Dipterocarpaceae. The record is from the annotation of a GenBank genome assembly.
AUUUUUUUAAAAUUAAAAAAAUAAAAUAAAUUUUUUAUAAUAAAAUAAUUAAUUAAAAUAAUUAAUUAAUUCUAUAAUUAAAACUCAACCCUUUUAGCAAGAUUUCGACAUUUGCGAAAACGUCAAAGCCUUCCACUGAUAUGUCUCCGACAUCAUUUACUACACUCAGAAAAAGACCUGCUCAAACCCCAGCCACCCCGAUGCUUUCCGGACCCGUCCGCCAUGAUCGGAACCCAUCUCCAAACCCGAAACCCAUAUUCCAGUUCCUAGCAAUCGGACUCAUAGUUUUUCUCGGGUUCCUCCAGUUCUUACCCGCCACCCAUUUCCGUGACCCCUCCGAUCCUCUGAGAAACUGGAUUCCGUUCAAUUCAACUUCUUCUUCAACUUUGAGGGAUUCUAGUAGUGAUGGAAGCUUCAAUUCUGUGGGGAGUAAUGAUGGAGAGGAUGGACUGGUGCAUGUUGUAUCAUGGAUUCAAUGUCUUGACCUCCGAAUGCUUGCAGUUCUUGCAAACUCAACUCUGUCAAACUCGAGAUAUCCGGACUUAAUUUAUUUUCAUUUCUUUACACCUGAGGGAAAUAAAGACCAGGUUUCAUUUCAUAAGUUGAAGGUAUUAUUUCCACAUUCAAAUCUUGAAAUUCAUGGGCAGGAGGAAGUGAAAGAAUUAAUUAGGAGUGUUGCUUCUGAGGCAGAAUAUGCCAAACUCAAUCUUGGGGAUAUAGCUCCUUUUGUUAUACCAAGCUUCCACCAGUUACUCAGAAAAUUCAUUUAUGUAUCACCAAAUGUAAUUUUGAAGGGAAGUAUAGAAGACCUAACUGGAGUUCACUUAAGCUUGCAUGCUGUUGCAGCUGCUGAAGACUGCUCUAAAAGAUUAAACACCUAUGUUAAUUAUGAUGUUUUGGAGGCUAUUCAAAGAUCAGCCUCUAACCCCUGGGUAUCAGAGACACCUUAUCUCAAAGAUUAUUGUAUUCCUGACAUAAGCUUGCUUUUGAUUGAUGCAAGGAAAUUGGAUAGGGAAUUUCUAGCAGCUUUCCUGUGGUGGAGUAAAGUUCUGAACUGGAGUGAAAGGAGCAGUGAGAAGAAUCCAGCAAUUGCCCUGGUGCUCUACGACAAAUAUCACAAGUUUUCUGAUUCUUGGUUAGUCAAGAAUUCAACUUCACCCCAAGUCUCGAAUAUGAGUAUGAUCACUCAUUAUGAUGGACCCAAGAUUGUUUGCUCUGAACCUGGAAUUGGCAUCCAUAUUAAUCAACAAAUGCACAAUGGAAAUUUAUGGACACAAUACCUUUCUCCAUUGUCAAAUCUGCUCUUAAGAGAGUAGCAUUUCAAUUCUUCCUGUCCUGCAGUGGUGGACAUGAACUUCAAUGCCUAAUCCCAUUGACGAUCUGGACAUUGGUCAUAGCCGUCAUACCAAAAGUGCUAAUUUCAUUUACUGCAUCCCUGUGGUCUAUGGUUUCUGAUGAUUGAUACAUUUUAGGAUGUAAAUAUAACUGUUUUUACAUCCAUGUGAUUGAACCUCUGCUUGACUCAAGUUUCUCAAUUUAUCAUUACAUCACCGUCAUAAGAUUUUUUUU